CACAGAAAUAGCUAAAUGCCCAGGUAAUAUGAUAUAGACGCUUGCUUGGAUAGGAGCAGACCGCGACGUUUGUCGCCGGCAAGCCAACGCAGUCCCGUCUUACAACAGUCGUCCAUAAUUAGGUAGUCUUUUGUUUUUUUGCCUGGCUAGGCCUGCUUCCCCGUUAUUUGGAACGGCGCGCCAGACCAACGCUUUCCAUGCACAAUCACGACACUAGUCGACGACGUAACUGACGCGAGCAAGUCCUAACAAGCCAUGAUACUUAGCGGCUCAUGGAUAAAGCCGUCGCCGUCAGGGCAACACCGCCAAGCAGCGGCGCGACAAGGAUGCAAGCCAUCAUCAGCGGCCAAUCUCGUGCGCCGCAGCCUGAACCGCAGCAAUGCCGCUACCACCCAAGCAAUCAUCUCUAUUAUGAACCAAGCAGAUAGCAACCAGGAAGCACCUGCGAGCAGCCCAGACGCCGACCCCGCCUCACACGCGAUGGCUCUCUGCCGGGUGUUGGGUGUCUCCCAGCCGCAGCUGCUGUCCAUGGCGCGCAGCUGUCCAUACAUCUUCGCGCUCAGCCCCGAAGCUCUGUCAGCCACGCUGAGUGCCUUGACAACACUCACCGGACUGCAGCCCCACCAGCUUCCCUCCCUGGCGGCUGCCGACCCCGCGCUGCUGCUGCAGCCCGACCGACUUAAACACAACAUGCGGG
This is a messenger RNA of Astrephomene gubernaculifera, 697 nucleotides long. The record is from the annotation of a GenBank genome assembly. NCBI's taxonomy places the organism in Eukaryota, Viridiplantae, Chlorophyta, Chlorophyceae, Chlamydomonadales, Astrephomenaceae.